AUGAAGGCCCUUCGUUCUCUUUUGCUUCUGCUCAUCCUCCUGAAGCCGUUCACCUGCCAUCCAGCUGGCAGGAAUGAGAAGGAAAAGGGCUCUAACAAACUCCUUCUGGUUUCUUUUGAUGGAUUCCGUUGGAAUUAUGACCAGGAUGUCGAUACCCCAAACAUGGAUCUCCUGGUGAAGCAGGGAGUGAAGGCUGAGUACAUCACACCGCCUUUCGUGACCAUGACUUCCCCAUCGCAUUUCACAACCAUCACCGGUCGUUGGAUUGAAGAUCAUGGAGUGAUUCACAAUCUGAUGUUUAACCCAGAGACCCUGAGGAAGUUCUCUCAUAAGGCAACCCAAAACAAGACAGAGUGGUGGGACAAUGGGGUAUUGCCAUUAUGGAUCACAGCUCAGAACCAGGGGAAAAAAACAGCCUCGUUCCAUUAUCCUGGCGGUGGUGCCACUUACAAGGGGCAGUCAGUCGACAGAACUCUAGUAGAGUCAUUUGAUCAUCCUGACAGCAAUGAGACAGAGUGGAGAGAAAACAUCGACAUGGUUAUGAGCUGGUUUACCAAAGAGAACUUUGAUUUUGUCACACUUUACUAUGGAGAACCCGAUCAAGUGGGGCACAGAAAGGGCCCUGAAACAGAAGACAGGAAGAUGAUAAUUCAACAGAUUGAUAGGACCAUUGGCUACCUUGUAGAAGCUAUUGAGAAACAUAGCCUGAAGGAUAAGCUGAAUGUCAUCAUUACAUCUGAUCAUGGUAUGACCACAGUAAAGAAGAAACCUGAAGUACAGGAGAUCUUACUGUCCAACUAUAUCAAAUUCAGCAAGUUGGUCAAAUUUGACAUACUGGACUAUGGAGGCUUUGGGAUGAUAACCCCGAAACCAGGAAAAGAAGAGGAAAUAUAUCAGGCACUGAAGAAUGCUCAUCCUCAUCUAAAGGUGUAUAAAAAAGAAGAGUUUCCUGAACACUUCCACUAUGCGAAAAAUGAACGUGUUUUACCAAUCCUUGUUUAUGGUGAUCCCGGUUAUAGUGUUAAUGGGAGGUUUAUAUUAUAUGUUAACAAAGGAGAUCAUGGAUUUGACAAUGAGGAUAUGGACAUGAAGACAAUAUUCAGAGCUUUUGGUCCCGAUUUCAAAGAGAAUUACUUAGCUGAGCCCUUUGACAGUAUCCACAUUUAUCCACUGAUGUGUAAACUCCUGGGCAUCAAUCCACAGCCCAAUAAUGGAUCUUUAGCAUUUACACAGAAAAUGCUCAUUGAUACUUCACAGCCAGAGUUGAUCCUGCUUGCUGCUAUCAUUUUAAGUGCCAUAGCAGUGAUACUUGUGCUAAUAUUCAUCACAUCGGUGACCCACACUGCCGUCCAACGAAAGAAGGGGCUAAAGAAGGAUCAUCACAAAGCAAAGAAGAACCCACCUUUAUCAUCAACAACGUUGUGA
This is a messenger RNA of Dermochelys coriacea (leatherback sea turtle), 1425 nucleotides long. RefSeq names its product ectonucleotide pyrophosphatase/phosphodiesterase family member 7-like. The transcript is spliced from 5 exons. The record is from RefSeq and is a predicted model, not a curated record. Bases 1 to 1425 code for a protein of 474 amino acids. NCBI's taxonomy places the organism in Eukaryota, Metazoa, Chordata, Testudines, Dermochelyidae.